Rhagoletis pomonella (apple maggot) is the source of this 1422-nucleotide messenger RNA. Its product is annotated as serine-rich adhesin for platelets-like. Lineage: Eukaryota; Metazoa; Arthropoda; Insecta; Diptera; Tephritidae. The record is from RefSeq and is a predicted model, not a curated record.
UUCUUUAUUUUUUAUUUAUGAUUAAGGCCAUAAGUUUCUUAGUCCGGAAUUAGUUAUAAUAAUAAUUGUGUGCGAUAUUCUUUUGUUGCUUUUAAAGACCAGCGUUGCAAACAUUCCGUAUGCAAAUUUGUAACUUUAUUUGAAUGCUUAGGUUCAGUUGCCAAACCAAUAUUGUUUUCGAAUAUUUCUAUUUCCUGUCCAUUAUGUCUGUUGUUAAAAUUUUUCUUUUGGUACCACGCCAAUAGCUUAAUAUCCAUCCCUUAUCAUUCAUUCGCUGGUUAAAAUUUUUCCCUGUUCCUUUCGAAAUUCAUCUCAGCUAGUCUAAAACAAAUUUAAACAAAGUUGAAAUAAAUAGUAGGUUUUUGAACUUGCCUAAUGAAAUAAAAUACAUUUUAACUAUACCCCUCGUCCCACAAUCGCAUACCGUUGGCAACGUUUUAUUUUAUUUAUAUUUUGACUAAACAUACUGCACAACUAAAAGAUUAAUAAGUCGAAACAAUUUUAGCACCCCGAUACAUCCAUUGACAGCGCAGUGGUAGAUAACAUCCAUCUUCAGGUUCCCACUACCGCUAAGACACCAGCGCCAGCUCGCUCCAGUUUAAAACGUGCGCAUCAUUCUACGCCAGAACCAACUGGAAGGUUAUUGCUUGGAGAGAUGGUUGUUUCACCACAACUAGAAUCGCCGAUUCUCAAGCGUCUGCGUGCUGAAACACCAGCCAAGCGGCAAGAGAUACCAAGCCGAACUCCGAGUAGUAUCUCUGCAUCAGCUGUCGAGCAAAAAGAUGAUGAUGCAGCAAAUGAAAAAAAUAAGGAGGAAGUUCCUAAAAAGCGUGGACGUGGUCGCCCGCGUACCCGCUCUGAGACGACAGCUGAACCCAUGUUAAAUGAACCGCGAAAUAUAAGACCGACUACACGCGCGUCUUCUUCUAAACGUGCUCUCUCGGCCACCCGCUCCCGUUCUGCAACACGUACGCGCUCUAUCAGGCGUACAACCUCUGCUGCACAUACACGCUCUGUUACAAGUACAAGCUCUAUUAAAGGCGCUCCUUCGAAUACACGCACGGAUGGAGGCCAGCGUACGCGCACUGUAUCUGCCAUGCGUACAGUACCAAUUACACGCUCAGCGUCUGUGUCCCGCACGCGCUCAGGCGCUGUCACAGACGCCAUAUAUGCUACACGAACCGACGCCAACGCGCGCACCAAAUCUGCUUCACGCGCAAACAUUUCGACGAUCACUGUCGUAGCUGCCUCCAGUAGGGCGGAGGAUGCGCAGAAUAACACAUCAAAUACGAGCACGCGUGCUGACGCACACACAUCAUCCACUCUUGUAGCGGGAAAAAGCGUCACAGAUGAAGCAAAUAUCUCGACGACGCGCGAUGGUGUAAGCGAGAAGUCGCCGCAACCAACCGGAAUGAUGACACG